CCAAGAAUUUCUUGCCAGUCCCAGUGUUCCGUUCGCUUUCAAACCGAGACUGACGACUUCCACGUUGGCAGGAUUGCUCCACCGUAACACGUACCGUUGCGCAUAUAGUCGUUCGAGACUCGAUAUUCUUCUUGAUUGUGAGAUUCUUAUGUACUCUUUCUUCUAUCACGAAAACAAUCAUGCAACUUCUCGCUUACGGCAGACCAUGAAUUUGACAUUUUGUGCCUGCCUGAGUAGCACGUCAUCUCCCAUGAUGAAUCACAAACGAUAAGAUCUACAUCUGCAGGCCCGAAGGGCAUCGUCGUUAACCUGGGUUCAACAUGAAAGUAGCAACCAUCCAGUUUUCACCUCGUCUGGGAGAGGUGGCAGCAAAUUUCAGCCGUGCAGAGAGCCUACUCAUGCGGGAGGAAAGAGAAGGCUUGCUCGACGGUAUCGACCUCCUUGUGCUACCGGAGCUUGCAUUUACUGGAUACAAUCAUCCUUCUCUUGCCGCCAUUGCACCAUUCUUGGAGCCGACCGCCGCGGGUCCUUCUACGAAAUGGGCGUCUCGAACUGCUAAGCGUUUGAAAUGUACAGUUGCCGUCGGUUAUCCAGAAGCCGCCGAAGGAGGCAACUACAACACCAUCUUUGACAAAGAGAUUACUGCGGAAGUUGGCGCCAUUGCCUAUAAUUCACUUGUCUUUGUCAGUUCCACGGGAGAUGUCGUCGCUCACUAUCGCAAAUCCUUCCUGUACUAUACCGACGAAACAUGGGCCCAAGAAGGCUCCGGAUUUUGGGCUGGUGUGCUCCCGAUUGGGGGCAAAGGUCAGCAGGUCAAGGCUGCAGGGUGUAUCUGCAUGGACUUGAAUCCGUAUCGGUUUGAGGCGCCUUGGACGGCAUACGAGUUCGGCAAUCAUGCACGAGAAUCCCGUGCCAAAGUCGUCGUUGUCAGUAUGGCCUGGCUCACGAGGCUGAAUGCUGAAGAGGUAUCAAGUCAGAUGAUGGUGCCUGACCAUGACACCAUCAACUAUUGGGUGGACCGGCUCAGUCCGCUCUUCGGCACGCAGGGAGCGGAUCCGGAGGCGAUCGUCAUCUUCGCCAAUAGGGCCGGCGAGGAGGGCGUCAGUCCUAGAAUUGGCGAGGUGCGAUACGCUGGCAGCAGCAGUGUCAUGGGCAUGACCAAAGGCCAGCAAGUGCGAAUCUGGGAUAUUUUCGGCAGAGGCCAAGAAGGUGUUCUUCUGGUGGACACUGAGAGUCCGCCAAAGUAUACGAUCAAGCUCAGUACCGCCAGUAGUGAGUCGAGCGAUGCCACAGAGGAGGCCACCCACCAGUCUGUGGCCUGAGACCGUCCUUUGACCGGAAAAGACUCAAGAGAGUGUCUAGGUGAUGGGCGCCAACUGCAUCUAAUUCAAAGCUGCAUAUCCACACUAAGCGAGAAGAAUGUCUUGCUGUUUAGUGGACAGACAGUACACUAUGGAGGGCACGAUCAAGGAGCCAGAGCCUUUGCUGCAGGGAUUCUACAAGGCUACAUAUGUCUCA
Exophiala viscosa is the source of this 1518-nucleotide messenger RNA. Its product is annotated as protein N-terminal asparagine amidohydrolase. Bases 321 to 1322 code for a protein of 333 amino acids. Lineage: Eukaryota; Fungi; Ascomycota; Eurotiomycetes; Chaetothyriales; Herpotrichiellaceae. The transcript has 2 exons. Gene Ontology annotation, molecular function: protein-N-terminal glutamine amidohydrolase activity; protein-N-terminal asparagine amidohydrolase activity. The record is from RefSeq and is a predicted model, not a curated record. Gene Ontology annotation, biological process: protein catabolic process; protein modification process.